GUCAGUUCAGUGCAAACCAAGUCUGAUAAGAAGAAAAAAACACCCACUGACAAAUGCAAUGAGUAAAGAGGACGUUCCUGUUUGUGACGUUCCCCUUGUGGCGUCGAAGGGAUGCGGGGAGUAACGGUGUAAAAUUCCCCGGGAAAGAGAAUGAGCAACUGAUGAGGGUCAACAUCACCCAACAUCACAAGGGUGCUUCACACCGACACACACACACAUCUUCACUACUGCGGUUUGGCCCAAGGGCCGUCCGUGUGGCGCUCCUCUCCUUUUAACCACCGCCGAUUUGGGAGGGGGGGGUAGAAGGAGAGCACAAACACCGUUUGAAAGUGAAACCUUUUAUACAGACUUCUGCUUUGCUUCAUGCCAGCUGUUUUCAAGCUAAAGCCGGAGUGUUUGUUCCAGAGUUGCAACACGGCACAGAGCCCCGGAUUUUCUCAAGCCAAGAGCUGAUCUCCAUCCGCCAAUCUGCGGCUGAACGGAGCAGCUGAGCGCCGUUAAGCACUAAAUCUCUCAGUCAGCGACUCUCCCCGUUCACCUCUGUGGUAACAGAGAAAAUGCCUCGGGAACACAAACCGGUCCUGCUCUGUGUCUUGACUGUCUUCACGUCGCUGGUGGUGGGUGUGGAGGAGAGGCAGCGAGGCUAUGAGUGCGCCGACCUCAACAACGCCACCUGGCAGGAGUACCGGCAGCAGAGGUUCAAGCUGCAGGUACAGUACCUGCUGCUGACGAGGAGAAACAUGGACUGUGCACAGAUGUUCAACCAGGAGUCUCUCUCGGAAACACAGCAGCAGCAGCAGACGUCCUACUUCAACGUGUCCCUCCCGACUAAGGUCAUCGUCCACGGGUACAGGGUGAUGGGCAGUAAGCCGUCCUGGGUGAAGCAGCUGGCCCGCGCCCUGCUGAGGGCUCAGGACGUGAACCUGUUGGUGGUGGACUGGGUCUACGGCGCCUCCUUCGCCUACAACCUGGUGGUGGAGGACUACAAGGAGGUGGCUGUGCAGAUCUCGAUCCUCAUCAACCAGCUGCAGCAACGUGGAUGCAAACUGGAGUCCUUCCACUUCAUUGGGAUCAGUCUUGGGGCGCACGUCGCUGGCUUCGUGGGGACUCUGUUUGACGGGAAGAUAGGACGGAUCACAGCUCUGGACCCCGCUGGACCGAUGUUUAAAGGAGCCGACACCUUCGACCGGCUCGACCCCUCCGACGCUCUGUUUGUCGACGCCAUCCACACAGACUCCGACUAUUUUGGGAUUUCCAUCCCUGUGGGUCACGUGGACUUCUUCCUGAACGGAGGAAAGGACCAGACUGGAUGUGCUCGCUCCUGGUUCGCCUCAAUUCUGGUCUACUUCCCAGUGUACGGUUAUGUGAUAUGCGACCACAUGAGGGCGCUGCACGUCUACAUGAGCGCGCUCAACGGCUCGUGCCCGAUGGUGGGGAUCCCGUGCUCCAGUUAUGAGAACUUCCUGAAGGGACGCUGUUUGGACUGCGACGUCUUCAAGGGGACAUGUCCCACCAUAGGUAUAUCACCAAACAGCGGGAUCGUUGUCUCUCCAGUUCCCAGAGAGCAGAAGCUGUUUCUGCUCACCACUUCUUCACCGCCUUUCUGCUCUCGUCACUUCCUGCUGCAGCUGGAGGUUUCUCCUCUGGAUAAGAGCGCUGAGGUGGAGGUGACGCUGACGACCGAGAACCUGAGAACCGUGCGGAGACUCAGGCUUCAGACGGACACGAUGGUGUACAGGACGGUGUUGUCUCACCCGGUCGCUCUGUGUGAGAUCGACUCCAUCAAGCUGAAGAACACCGGAGCUCGAUUCUACAGGCAGUCAGAAAUCCACGUCAAGUCCGUCUGCCUCUCCGAGUUCCCGUCUCUCAGGCAGGAGGAGCCGCUGUGCGUGAACAACAUCCGCAUCAGACGAGGAGCUCCGUGGUCACAUGACUUUGUCCAGGUGUGUGGUUCCUUCUAAAGACAUGAGAUCUACUCCAAAGACCCUGGAGGGGUGGGGGGGGGGGGGGGGGGGGGGUUAACCACCUUGUCUCAUGAUCAGAGAGCCAAAGAAAUGCAUCAGUCUAACUGACAACAUGCAGUCUAGUCAAACUUUAAUAUUUAGUUAUAUCUACUGAUCUCCCAACAUCUGGAUCUACUGUACGUUUUUAUCUCUUAUUUUUUUGUUAUUGAAGUUUUCCUCUUAGCUCCUUCCUGCUGUGUUGAAAAAAUAUAAAUAAAUAAACUGGUGACUGUG
Anarrhichthys ocellatus (wolf-eel) is the source of this 2237-nucleotide messenger RNA. RefSeq names its product phospholipase A1 member A (gene pla1a). Gene Ontology annotation, biological process: lipid catabolic process. The record is from RefSeq and is a predicted model, not a curated record. The coding region runs from base 558 to 1961 and encodes 467 amino acids. Gene Ontology annotation, molecular function: glycerophospholipid phospholipase A1 activity. The transcript has 11 exons. Lineage: Eukaryota; Metazoa; Chordata; Actinopteri; Perciformes; Anarhichadidae.